Molecule: messenger RNA, 550 nt
Organism: Prorocentrum cordatum
Lineage: Eukaryota; Dinophyceae; Prorocentrales; Prorocentraceae
Source: the annotation of a GenBank genome assembly
GUGCCGCCGCAGAGGCCACCGCCGGGGUCCAUAGUGGUGACCGGUGGCGUCGACGAGGGCAUGGCAGAGACGUUGGCGGGCACUUACCUGCCCAGCGCCACGAACCACAACCGGCCGGUGUACCGCCGGGUGGACCCGCCGAGCACCGCGAAGGUGCUGCUGUACUACUGGGACCACCGGGACGGGGAAGAGCAGCGGGGCUGGUGGUUCGGGCCAGAGGUCGGCGGCGAGGAGGUCUGGGCGCACAGCCCGGGGGAGCCGAGGAACGCGGUCCCGCCUCGUGCGCCCUGGACGGUGCUGCACAGCGGCGACGUGGACCCCGGCAUCACCGUCACGAAGACGGACACGCCUCGGCCCCAGGCGGCCCCCGGGGCCGCGCCCUCGCGGGCCCCGCCCGGGCCGGGCCCGCGCGCCGCCCCGGGCCCCAGCAGCGGCUUCGCGCCUUCGCAGCCCAGCGGCGCCCCGCCGAGGCCCCGCGGCACCGCCGGGGCCGCCCUCGGGCUGCAGCCGACGGCGGCGCCGGGCGGGCGGCUGCCGCCGCAGGCCGUCG